This is a messenger RNA of Annulohypoxylon maeteangense, 2035 nucleotides long. RefSeq names its product glycosyltransferase family 58 protein. The coding region runs from base 46 to 1341 and encodes 431 amino acids. The record is from RefSeq and is a predicted model, not a curated record. The transcript has 4 exons. Gene Ontology annotation, molecular function: dol-P-Man:Man(5)GlcNAc(2)-PP-Dol alpha-1,3-mannosyltransferase activity. Gene Ontology annotation, cellular component: endoplasmic reticulum. Lineage: Eukaryota; Fungi; Ascomycota; Sordariomycetes; Xylariales; Hypoxylaceae.
CAGUAGCGUCUCAAGCUUGGAGCUUCAACAACGUCGACAACUACAAUGGCAACUCCAAGGCCCGGUCUCGCCAAAUCAGCUGUCGCGCUGGCAUUGAAUAUUGCCAACGGUCGCAGUGGUCUGUCAAAACUCGUUCCACCAUGCUUGUUCAUCCUCGAUGCAGUGCUUUGCGCACUCAUUAUAUGGAAGAUUCCAUACACAGAAAUCGAUUGGAAGGCAUACAUGGAACAAGUUUCUCAGUUUGUGUCUGGUGAAUACGACUAUACCGUCAUUAAAGGAGGCACUGGACCCCUCGUUUAUCCCGCCGCGCACGUCUACACGUAUACCGCCCUCUACUAUCUGACGGAUGAAGGCAAGGAUAUACUUCUUGCGCAAAAGAUAUUUGCAGUUCUAUACAUGGCGACCCUGGCACUAGUAAUGGCCUGCUACUGGAGGGCAAAGGUGCCUCCAUACGUCUUCCCUUUACUUGUCCUCUCGAAGCGACUCCACAGUGUCUUCGUGUUACGCUGUUUCAAUGAUUGCUUCGCUACAUUUUCUCUCUGGCUCGCCAUAUACCUAUUCCAACGACGAGAUUGGACUGCUGCGAGUAUUGUGUACUCGUGGGGUUUAGGGAUCAAGAUGUCAUUAUUGCUAGUGCUUCCUGCUAUUGGUGUUGUCCUUCUUUUAGGUCGGGGAUUCUCGGGUAGUUUGAAAUGUGCUAUGAUCAUGGCUAAUAUUCAAAUUGCUAUCGCCUAUCCGUUCCUGCAAGAAAAUGCAACGGGCUAUGCCGGUAAAGCAUUCGAGCUAACUAGGCAAUUCUUUUUCAAAUGGACCGUCAACUGGCGCUUCGUGGGGGAGGAGAUAUUUCUCAGUCGGCCAUUUUCCUUGGCCCUCUUAACUAUGCAUGCCACGGUUUUGGCAGGGUUUAUCAUCAACAAAUGGUUGAAGCCCGCACAAAAACCUCUCUCCGCAAUGAUCAUGCCGAUUCUCCAGUUCAGCUCGCCCUUCAGUCCACAAGAGGAGCGCGUGGUGGCGUCACGCGUGACCCCCGAGUAUGUAACGACGACCAUUCUCUCGGCAAAUAUCAUUGGACUCCUCUUCGCGCGGACUCUGCACUACCAGUUCUACUCCUAUCUCGCAUGGUCCACCCCGUACCUUCUCUGGAGGAGUGGAGCUCACCCCGUCGUCCAAUAUGGGCUCUGGGCUCUUCAAGAAUGGGCUUGGAACGUCUUCCCGAGCACUCCUAUCAGCUCGUGUAUUGUGGUUGGCGUCCUCGCCACAACUGUCGCUUUCGUGGCCCUCCAGAGGGACGAACCUACAGCAUCGCUACGUGACUCCGCAGGCAAGCGCAAAGACACAUGAGUCUAGCAACUGCGACUGACAUUUGAAUGCAAAUCUAAUGUUCAUCUUCGGAAUCUAAUGGUGGCAUCUUGCCAGUUGUCGAGUCUUCGUCUUCAUCCUCGUAGGUGAACCGUGGAAACUCCUUGGGCCAAUAGGUCUGUUUCCGCCACUGUUUUUCGUCUCCAACGACAUUGAUGAUCUCGCCUUCCACUCUCCCUUUUUCUUCCUCGGAGGAAAUCAACUGUACCAAGACAUAACCCCCACGCCUGAUCCAAACGGUAUUGCGGAAACGAGAUGCAAGCUCGACGAGGACGGUUUGUUGAUUGGGUAGAGAGCAGGCGUAGAGGCUGUUACCUUCGGCCUUGAUCACCUUAGCGAGCGACUGGGUUUCAGUAAGUUGGUAAGGAGGUGUCGUCGCCUCUUCCGCAGUCGCACGAAUAUCGCGCUUUGGCCGACCCAUCCUGAAUUAUAGACAAUCUGUUAUUUGCUGUUUACAGCGAAGCAAAGUCUCUGAUAACUUUUUAGUUUAGGACAAUGUGAAUCCUGCGUGAACCACCUGAAAAAUUAUAGCGGGGCUAAUGCUCUCAUUUAUCCGUGGUUUUGCCGACGAUUUACAAUACGUAAAGCUGGAGCUUUCAAUGCUAUUAUCUGGAAGUAGGUACGAAGCACUAUAAAUACUUCCUGGAAACUGAACCUUGAAAUCUCUACAUUUGAC